AUGACUUUAGAAUACCCACUUGGAAGAGUCACUACCUCCCAACUACAGGCCCUUACGAAGGUUUUGUGGUCUUGGUUUAUAUGCUCGGAUUGUCAAACAGAGACGCCUUGCAAGACCACAAAUUGCUCGUGGUCCAGAUCAACGACGCUCAGCCGAUAUUUCGAGUUCUUCAAGAUAUCCACAAGUGCUUACAAGUGCAAUAUAGUUCCUGGUCAGUCUCCGGGUCUGUCAUCUUACAAUGACUUAUUCCAAAUAAUUGAACAACUGAAAGCCAGCCCUGAGCUCAGUAAAGCAGAGUUAUUGGAGAAACUCUUCACUGAUCGUCCCACGCGACCGUACCAAGAGCGUGCUCUCAAUCUAGCUGUUCAGGUGGUGGUGAUGAUCAACUGCUCAGCAUCUCGUCAAUCUUCCGUCCUGCUAGAGUACGGAAACGAAAAAGCACGGUGGCAUCUCAACGAUACGUUUUCGCAAUUUCUUAACGACGUAUUCCCAAAGACGUCCCACCCAAGCAUUGAUGAAAUUAAAAGCGAGCUUUUGGCGACCAAAUUGAAGAAGAAUGCGCGACUGGAAUUUCGGCCAACAGACGACCUGAGAAAUCAUUUGAGGCUUGACAAAAGUUCAGGAGUUGUCGAAAUUUUCCACCAUACUGCUUUCUUGAAAGAGCAAUUGAGGCUUACGAAAGAACAACCGCAAAGUUUAUCUGUAUCCGAUCUGAUUCGAAUUGGCGCGCUCCCUCGUACACUUGUUAUCGAGGUGCUCGAUUCCAUACAGAAGGUUAUCUUUGAUCUCACAGAUGUCAAAUCCAAAGAGCUGCUAUUAUCGCUGACCUCGGCUUCAACUUUUAAUUUUGAUCCGGAUAUUCUUCGAUAUGAGAGCGUGUCAAUUCGCAAACCAGAGGAGCAGAAUAUUCAGUAUCAUUAUUUCGGGGCACGAUUGGCAGAGCUACACCAGGAGUUAAUGAAUCCGACCCCUAGAGGUUUUGAAAAAUGGUUCGAGAGAAAAAGCAGUCCAAGAUUCGUGAUGAUGGCUACCAUCGCCGGCGUUAUGUUUGCGAUUUUCCUAGGGUUGUUGAGUUUGGCUUUGGGCGGCUUUCAGGCUUAUGUUGGAUAUAUGGCAUGGAAGCAUCCUGUUCAAACGUCAUCUGGUUUACAACAAAACCAAUAG
Botrytis fragariae is the source of this 1164-nucleotide messenger RNA. RefSeq lists its product as uncharacterized. The record is from RefSeq and is a predicted model, not a curated record. The transcript is spliced from 3 exons. NCBI's taxonomy places the organism in Eukaryota, Fungi, Ascomycota, Leotiomycetes, Helotiales, Sclerotiniaceae. The coding region runs from base 1 to 1164 and encodes 387 amino acids.